Lactuca sativa (garden lettuce) is the source of this 873-nucleotide messenger RNA. The record is from RefSeq and is a predicted model, not a curated record. NCBI's taxonomy places the organism in Eukaryota, Viridiplantae, Streptophyta, Magnoliopsida, Asterales, Asteraceae.
AUGCAGGGACAUGGGAAUAGGGGUGGCAGAGGAAACUAUUCAUCUCGUUACAUGUCUAAUGGUGGUGGAAAUAGAGCUCUUUCUGCAAAGGAAAACGGGAUAAUCAAUAAAGGUGUAGAGGAAGGGAACUAUGAGACAACAGAGAGCACAAAUAAAAGGGAGUUUGAGGCAUAUGGACCAAUCAAACAGGAUGCAGCUUCUCGGGGAAUUGUUGGUGUAGGCUUUGAUGUUGUGCAAUACGGAUUAGCAUCUACUCUUGGAAUGUUCAAUACAAAUGGUUUUCAAUUCUUUAGUAAUGAAGACUUUUUAUGUCCAGUUGAUGGAGCUAUCAUGAUAACAGCAAGCCAUCUUCCUUAUAAUAGAAAUGGUUUUAAAUUCUUUCCUAAUGAAGGAGGCCUUGGAAAACCGGACAUUAAAGACAUUCUGGAGCAUGCUGCAAACAUAUACAAUGGAUUUACACCAGAAUCUCUAGAAGAGGCAGAAAGAAAACUUUCAUCUUCAACCACUAAAGUUGACUACAUGGCUAUUUACGCUUCUAACCUUGUAAUAGCAGUUCGUAAAGCUUCAGGAAAAAUAGGAAAUCCAUUGGAAGGAUUUCAUAUAGUUGUGGAUGCUGGGAAAGAAGCUGGUGGUUUUUUUGCUGUAAGUUAUCUUUUAGCAUGUGUACAUAAUUCUUUACCUAGGUUCUCAUCUGAUGUACAACUUACCCACCAUAACAAAACCAACAUCGGUUUUGCUCCCACUAAUACAGCCAUUUUACUUGGAACAGUUGCUCAUAUGAUUCCAACUGUUAUAGACAGUGACAUGGCCAUGGUCCUCUCCUCUGAUUUGACCUUCAUAGUAGAUGAUAAUAAUGGAAAUCUGGAAGAAUAA